Molecule: messenger RNA, 4315 nt
Organism: Coregonus sp. 'balchen'
Lineage: Eukaryota; Metazoa; Chordata; Actinopteri; Salmoniformes; Salmonidae
Source: the annotation of a GenBank genome assembly
GUUUAUUUCCCGCGAACUUUGCAUCGUUACCAUAGCAAUGGAGGGAAGCGAGUGGAUUUUCAUACGUUUUCAGGUAAAAGCAGCUAGCUAGCUAACUAACUGACGUCUCCAAACAAAGACUGCUCGUUUGCUUAUCGUAGCUAGCUAGCUACGUGUUGUCUUGCUACUAUAGCUGCGUGCAUGUUGCUAGAAAGCAGCUUCAAAGCUAACUUUAGCUAGUGUUGGCUGAAGGCAGCAGCAACUGAGUAUAUGAUGCUUUCUAGCUAAAUACAGUACUGUAGCUAGCUACGGUCUCUGUUGUACAGGGUUGUAUGCACACAUUGUAUGUAGCUAGCCUUUUAUGAGUAGUGUAGAUUCCCUGUGUGUGAAUGUACUCUACCAAAUGGUCUGGACCUUUAUGGCACAGUAGGAAAGUGUACAACAUGCUCUGUAACAUACAGUACAGUAGCUAACGUUAGUUGCUUGUUCAUGCCCUAGCUGUACCCCUCUUGCUCUAAAGGGUAGAUUAUCCCAGAAGCCUCCUUCAUUUGAUGGAAGUGUUUCCAUUUGCAUUGGGAAUAGAGGCUUCUCCGGAGAGGUGGAAUAAUGUGGUCAAUGGCCAUCCUGUAUACAACAGCCCCUGCCAAGAGGUCUGGAGGGACCUUCAUGGCAGAGGUGGUAAUAUGCUCUCCCUGUUCCUGAAGGGUUGUUGGUUCAAACUCCGCUCCAGUUGUCAAUUGCUACACUACUACUAGCUAACACGUUUAAUGUCACCAGGUUUUGUAGCUAACACUAACAGACAGUGGUCACCUCAUCCCCCAGGCACACGCUCGUGGAUAUCUGGUGAGAAAGGAGAUCAACUGUGCGCGUUCAGAGUUUGAGGACAUUGUGAGAGAUAUCGACGGAGACGUGAACCAUUUAGACUGGAAGGGGAACAUAAUUGCCAUUCCUCACUUCAAAGACAUUGUAAGUAUUUUAGGGUUUCAAACUAAAUGUUAUUGGACGUGUACACAUAUUUUGCAGAUGUAAUCGCGGAUGUAGCGAAACGCUUACAGUGCAUUCGUAAAGUAUUCAGACCCCUUGACUUUUUCCCUCAUCAAUCUACACACACUAUUCGAUAAUGACAAAGCAAAAACAGGUUUAGACAUUUUUGCAAAUGUAUUACAAAGUAAACUGAAAUCACAUUUACACAAGUAUUCAGACCCUUUACUCAGUACUUUGUUGAAGCACCUUUGACAGUGAUUACAGCCUUGAGUCUUCUUGGGUAUCAUGCUACAAGCUUGGCUCACCUGUAUUUUGGGAGUGUCUCCCAUUCUUCUCUGCAGAUCCUCUCAAGCUCUGUCAGUUUGGAUGGGGAGCGUUGCUGCACAGAUAUUUUCAGGUCUCUCCAGAGAUGUUAGAUAGGGUUCAAGUCCGGGCUCUAGCUGGGCCCCUCAAGGACAUUCAGAGACUUGUCCCGAAGCCACUCCUGCGUUGUCUUGGCUGUGUGCUUAGGGCCGUUCGCCCCAGUCUGAGGUCCUGAGUGCUCUGGAACAGGUUAUCAUCAAGGAUCUCUCUGUACUUUGCUCCAUUCAUCUUUCCCUCGAUCCUGACUAGUCUCCCAGUCCCUGCCGCUGAAAAACAUCCUCACAGCAUUAUGCUGCCACCGCUAUGUAUCACCGUAGGGAUGGUGCCAGGUUUCCUCCAGACGUGAUGCUUGGCAUUCAGGCCAAAGAGUUCAAUCUUGGUUUCAUCAGACCAGAGAAUCUUGUUUCUCAUGGUCUGAGAGUCAAUUAGGUGCCUUUUCGUAAACUCCAAGUGGGCUGUCAUGUGCCUUUUACUGAUGAGUGGCUUCCUUCUGUCCACUCUACCAUAAAGGCCUGAUUGGUGGAGUGCUGCAGAGAUUGUUGUCCUUCUGGAAGGUUCUACCAUCUCCACAGAGGAACUCUGGAGCUCUAUCAGAGUAACCAUUGGGUUCUUGGUCACCUCCCUGACCAAGGCCCUUCUCCCCCGAUUGCGCAGUUUGGCCGGGCGGCCAGCUCUAGCAAGAGUCUUUGUGGUUCCAAACUUCUUCCAUUUAAAAAUGAUGGAGGCCACGGUGUUCUUGGGGAAAUUCAAUGCUGCAGACAUUUUUUGGUACACUUCCAUAGAUCUGUGCCUAGACACAAUCCUGUCUCGGCGCUCUACGGACAAUUCAUUCGACACCAUGGCUUGGUUUUUGCUCUGACAUGCACUGUCAACUGUGGGACCUUAUAUAGACAGGUGUGUGCCUUUCCAAAUCAUGUUCAAUGAACUGAAUUUACCACAGGUGGACUCCAAUCAAGUUGUGGAAACAUCUCAAGGAUGAUCAAUGGAAACAGGAUGCACCUUUCAAGUCUCAUAGCAAAGGGUCUGAAUACUUAUGUAAAUAAGGUAUUUCAGUUUUUUAUAUUUAAUACAUUCGCAAAAAUGUCUAAGUCUGAUUUUGCUUUGUCAUUAUGGGUUAUUGUGUGUAGAUUGAUGAGAUUUUUCAUUUAUUUUUUGAUCCAUUUUAGAAUAAGGCUAUAACGUAACAAAAUGUGGAAAAAGUCAAGGGUUAUGAAUACUUUACGAAUGCACUGGAUGUUCCUAGAUUCAACAGUGCAGUAAUAGCUAACAAUACAAAACAAUACACAAACAAACAAAAGCAACUAAGAAAUAUAGAAAUAUUAGAAUGAGCCAUGUCAGAGUCCGGAAUAUAAAUAUGUAUAUGAUGGUGUGUAUAGACAUUAUGGACAGGAUAUGAAUAGAAAAGGUGUGUACAGCAGUAGUUAUAAAGGAUGAGCCUUCACUAGAAUACAGUAUAUACAUAUGAAGUGGGUAAAACAAUAUGUAAACAUUAUUAAAGUGACCAGUGUUCAAUGACUAUGUACAUAGGGCAGCAGUCUCUAAGGUGAAGGGUGGAGUACCGGGUGGUAGCCGGCUAGUAACAGUGACUAAAGUUCAGGGCAGGGUACUGGGCGGAGGCUGGCUAUUGGUGACUAUUUAACAGUCGGAUGGCCUGAAAAUAGAAGCUGUUUUUCAACCUCUCGGUCCCAGCUUUGAUGCACCUGUACUGUCUCCACCUUCUAGAUGGUAGCGGGGUGAACAAGCCGUGGCUCAGGUGGCUGAAGUCCUUGAUGAGUUUGCCCUUCUCUCGAAGACCAUAAGUUCUGCUUGUCAUUUUCUGCACAGUUUGUGUAUCUAACAAAUGUUAUUGUACUCUACCAUACAGGAAAGCCCAUUGCAAAACUCUGGUAUCUUCACCAAAAAACAUGCGGAAGAAGCACCAGACAGGGGAAGCCAUCCUCUGGAGCAGCCAGGGGAGAGAAAAGGGGCACAGCUUAUGUCAGAUAGGAUAGAACCAGAGAGAGACGACCCCCACAGCCAUGGACUAGCAUCCAUCUCCAGGGGCUCCUCCAGUCCUCCUUCUUUUCCACCUGGGGGUGAGGGGGAGACUGAGAGCAGUCAGGGGGAGCUGCUGGAUGGAGGAUGCAUGCUGGAGAGCACAGGGGGUGCGACCACUGUCUGGAGCAGUCUGGGUCUAGAUGUGAGCUAUGGUCGUUUUCAGAAAGGUAAAGUGUGCGUGGAUCAAAUCAAAGUUUAUUGGUCGCGUACACAGAUUUGUGUGUGUGUGAAUCCAAAGAUUUGAAAGAUCUUUCUCUCUCUGAUGCUUGUUUUUAGAAACGUUAUACUAAUUGUUUUUAGGUCAUGUAAGUUAAUGACUUGCUCUGAACGUGUCUGGCCUUUCCCAGGUUCCCAGCAGUGGCGUAGUCUGGCCCAGGACGUGCCCCAUACCCCUGAAGCCUUGCAGCUACACAGGAACACUCUGACCAUGGAGAUGCUGUGGCUUCAACAAGCUAUUGCCAGCCGUAAAAAAGUGAAAGCCGUUUUCUCUAAUAUUAUGUCAUUGUCGCAUCGUUUUCAUUGAUUGUGUUGAAGAAUAAGACCAAUAUUCAAUGCAAGGUUAACAAUUACAUUCUCUCUCUCUCUCUCUCUCUCUCUCUCUCUCUGUCUCUCUCUCUCUCUCUCUGUCUCUCUCUCUCUCUCUCUGUGUCUCUCUCUCUGUCUCUCUUUCUCUUUCUCUUGCUCUCAGUACCUGUCACUGAAAGAGAGACUGAAUAUGUCCUAAUGGCAGAGGACCAAGGAGAGGAUGUUGCUCUAAACUGGACAUUGAUUUGUAGGACUGAAUCUUUCCCCAUGUUGAUAAAUGAAAUUAUGUAAGGAUAAAUUAAAUGAUACCCCUCCCGGUCGGGGAUAGCUAGAUUAAUUUAUUUGGUAUCUGAUUAUUUAUGUAUCACAUUUUUGGGGUAUUUAUUCAAGAUGUGUAUGAGUGGCACAGAGUGAAUGUUUGGGGAAA